AUGAGUCGGCGGCCAAGAGUACACAAUCCCGACAAGAAGACACUCAAGGUCUUCCAAGCGAAUGUGGGCAAGAUCCCGCCAGCCCACGAUUGCGCUUUGGCACUGGCUGACUCCGCCAAAUAUGACAUCGUCCUUCUCCAAGAACCCUGGACAGAGGCAAAGAACUCAAGAUGCCUAACCAAAACUCACCCAGCCUACGACACCUACUCACCCGUCGACAGCUGGGAUAGCAAUGACACGCGGCCGAGGGUCAUGACAUACAUCCACAUCCUGUGGCUUACGGUGAACGGCGUCACAAUCGUCAACUUCUACCGCCAACCGCACUAUGACGUCUCCUUGGACGUGCUGCUGCGGUGGUCGGCACCAGAAAAGACCCUUGUGGCUGGUGACUUCAAUGCUAAGCAUUACACCUGGCAAACGGGACGACUGGAGGGCCGUGGGGAGGACAUUGCCACCUGGGCGGCCGAAAACGGACUGAAUCUUUUGAAUACGGCGGACGAGCCGACAAACCCUCAUGGCAACACAAUCGACUUGGCUUUCUCCAACAUCGCUUUGGCGUCUGCGGUUGUGGAAGACCAUCUCGCCACGAGCUCGGACCACUUCACUCUAAGUCUCAUACUUCCCGAUCUUAGCCUGAGCCUACCACAGGUGACGGGCAAAGUGCGUGUCACGACCGACGAUGAACUGAAACGCUUCAAGGAACUCGUUGCCGCAGGAGCUUGUGAAAUACCAACGGACACGGCAACAGCCUCGCAGCUUGACGCACUCGCCGCGGCGCUUGUUGACCUCCUUCAAUCGGCUGCCAGAAGUGCCGGCCGCCCCGUACGGAAAGGAACGCGAAGUGCGCCGUGGUGGACCGACGAAUGCGCCGAAGCCGCUGCGGAGUACCGCGCCAUACGAAGAAGCCUCCCUUUGGGGUUCAGCCAGGAAAUCCAACUAGCAAGAAGAGAUUUUCAGCGUGUGGUCCGCCGUGCUAAGCGGCAGUACUGGCGCAACCUCAUCGACGGCUUCUCGGAUAGCGCAUCGAUUUACAAGGCAGUCCGGUGGCUCAAAUCGCCGGGAGCUUUCCAGCCCCCACCGCUUCAAAUCGGUGACGUUGUAUACGAGACCCAGCUGGAAAAAGCGAACGCGCUGAGACGCAGCACUCUUGAACGCCGUACGGCGGCGGAUGACACUGCGGACCCAUGGAUCCCGGUCCAACCAGCCCGCAAGAUACCUUUUGCUCAAGAAGUCACGCUGGAAGAAGCAGAGGACGCCACAAUCAAGACGGGUAAUACCUCGCCCGGAGCCGACAACAUCACGGUCAAGCUGCUGCAAGCAGUAUGGGACAUCGUUAGGGGACACCAAGCCGGCGCUCUCCCAAAACGGUCUGCCGUUGACCUGGUCGCCGCGCUGAUUCAUGACAUCGAAGAAGCGUUCGCACGUGGACAGGUGGCCACAUUGGUCACAGCAGACAUCCAAGGAGCCUUCGACACCGCCAUGUGCAACAGGCUUGUCCUGAGGCUCCGUGAGCAAGGCUGGCCGGACAAUCUAGCGCGGUGGACAGGCUCGUUCAUGAGCGGCCGAUCCGCAAGAGUCAGAUACCAAGACAUCACGACACCGACAACGCCACUGCAGUGCGGCCUCCCACAGGGCUCACCCGUGUCGCCGAUCUUGUUUCUGCUCUACACCGAAGCGAUCUAUCGGCUAGGCAAUCCCGAAGGACGGUUCGGAUACGCGGAUGACACCGCCAUUCUCUGCGUCGGACAAUCGCUGGAGCAGACAUCGCAAAAGGCGUCGGAAUACCUUCAAGAACUCGUGAACUGGGGCGCCGCCAACGGCAUCUCAUUCGAUCCAGAAAAGACAGAAGUCAUGCACUUCUCGCCGAGGAGGCGGGAAACCAAGCCGCCCGUCCGCCACGGUGACAUGGAGAAGCGACCAGAAACAGCCAUGCGCUGGCUAGGCCUCUGGCUGGACAGGAAGUUGACAUUCAAGACCCAUGUCGAAAAGUGGACGGCCAAGGCCCAAGCGGUCGCCAACCAUAUCCGGAGCCUAGGGAACACCCGGCGGGGCGCUCUGCCGCGCGCUAUGCAGCGGGCCGUUAGAGCCUGUGUCGAACCGAUUCUGCUCUUCGGCGUCGAAGCCUGCUUCUGCGGAAAAUGA
Molecule: messenger RNA, 2142 nt
Organism: Hirsutella rhossiliensis
Lineage: Eukaryota; Fungi; Ascomycota; Sordariomycetes; Hypocreales; Ophiocordycipitaceae
Product: reverse transcriptase (RNA-dependent DNA polymerase) domain-containing protein
Exons: 4
Coding region: 1-2142 (713 amino acids)
Molecular function (GO): catalytic activity
Source: RefSeq, a predicted model, not a curated record